UGUUGUGAUAUAUAGCCUUACAUCUGAAUUUAAUCCUUGAUAUCCAAUUUCCUCGAUCGAUAAGGAGAAACUACGUAGCAGCAUAAUAUUUAGACGCGUUCAUUGAGAAGGAAAAGACGAGUACAGUAUGGACAACUUCGUGUGUAAUACUUGGCACAUGAUCUUGGUGGCCUACGAAAUAGCUGACAAGCUUGUGGACCUUUUCACUGCUAACAACUAUAAAGACGGAAACAUCACUAACAAUCCUAAGGAGAGUGUUUAUAUCGCUCUUAUGGUAAUCUUUUGCCUUUCAUUGCCCGUGACAGUCCUUCGCGUUGUUCUCUACCUUCAUAGAAUGCAUCUCUACCGCAGUGGCGACGACAGCAAUGACAAGGUGCAUCAUGCCAUCAACAUGUUGAUGAGUUGGGCCAAAAUGUUGUUCGAAGCUUUUCCCCAAGCAACGAUUGCGUUGUUUUACUUUGGCGACUGUGCACCAACGAAUUCUACGAAAACCAUGGUUCAAGCCUUCAACACCUUCUCCAUAUUUCCCUUUAUCAUGUUUAUAUGUUAUGCUGUUUUCUACUUCUAUGCUCACGUAGAAAUGGCGGAUCGAUUGAUAACGUACUCCACCGCGCUUUUAACUCAGUUCCUUAUCUGUUUGACUGGGUGCAUCUUUGCUGGUAUAUCGAUAAACAAUUUCAACGAACCAUGCAUUGAGCCUGAUUUCUAAACAUCUAAACAUGAACAUGUACUUCUACCUUUUAAAGACCAGCAUGCUUUCCACAGCUUGUGAAAACCAUUCUAACAUGGUUAGCCUGAUGUUGAUAUUUGUAUUUGGAGACGUGUUAUACAUCCGUUAAACGAACGAAAAACUCAUUCUUGUAAUGUCGCAAUAAUUUACAGCUAUUUCUCACGUAAGGGUCUCUGUUCGAUAUUUUUCUUGGUCACAGACUGCGAGAGAUUUUCCAACACACCCAUUGUAAAGAAACAUUUAGUUAGUUAUCGACGAGAGGUGGUUAGAUUAGAAAAAUCGCUCUACGUGAUGUUUCAAGCUUUGUUAACGAGUUUUACUAAUGAAACAGUUUAAAGAAUAAAACCGUGUAGCUUUAAAGAUGCACGUAGCAACUUUCUAUCGGUGGAAUAUUUUCAUGCGCAUAUUACUCGCUCAAAAUGGAAUGCAAUGAGUUACGGGAACUUCUAUU
Messenger RNA from Pocillopora verrucosa, 1181 nucleotides. The record is from RefSeq and is a predicted model, not a curated record. NCBI's taxonomy places the organism in Eukaryota, Metazoa, Cnidaria, Anthozoa, Scleractinia, Pocilloporidae.